This is a messenger RNA of Strigops habroptila (Kakapo), 3558 nucleotides long. It is a transcript of the gene KTI12, whose product is annotated as KTI12 chromatin associated homolog. The transcript has a single exon. The record is from RefSeq and is a predicted model, not a curated record. Lineage: Eukaryota; Metazoa; Chordata; Aves; Psittaciformes; Psittacidae. Bases 1670 to 2668 code for a protein of 332 amino acids.
UCUCUCAGCCUGCCUCCAUAGCAGAGGUGCUCCAGCCGUACAAGCAUCUUUGUGGCCUCCUCUGGACGUGGUUCUGUAUCAAUCCUAAAUUUAACCACAGAAAAUAGUAAUUAUUAACAAGCAUGAAGGUGUUUUAGGAGACUGUUCAGAUCCCUAUAGCUUAUUAGAGAGAAAAUACAGUGUUGUUAACUUUGCUGAAGCACCACCGUGGUUUAAUCACUGCAGUGUGAUUAAAUGAUGGAAGUCCUGGUGUGUUUUUGAAAUGAGAAGAAAAUAAUUGAGUAUUUAGUAAACAAAGGUCUGGUUCUAACCACACAAACACAUGUUUUAGGAGUACUCAGUCCCCUCAAACUCAGCAGUGCGAAUAACAGUACUUCUAUAAAAUUCAGCGUGCCUGUAGAGACGAGACCUCAGCGUGAGAUGAGAGAAUUAUUUUGUUAGCAUCUGCAGAAAAAGUUGGAGAGUUUCAAACAGUAGUGAACUGGUGAGUUGUUUAAGUAGAACCUUUCUGGGUUAAACUUAAACUCUAAAAAGAACACUGUCCCUAUGAAAAGGUUAAAAGACAUUUAGAUUCAUUUUUUUCCUCAGAAUUUCUUCUGUUUCUUGUUAAAAUGUGAGAAAGAAAAUCGUGUGCUUAUAAUUCUACUCAUACUUUAAAAUGUAUACCCUAGAUCUGACAGUGCUGGCGUGAGCAGAAGUUCAUGGUGCCUUCCAGGUUUGCUGCUUAGUUAAAUACUGCUCUCAAACGGAUCCAUCUGGCAAGUUCUACACUCUAGACACCAAAUUAACCCAGAUGGUACAGUUCAGAAGUCUCACAAGAUUUUAUUAGUGGGUAUUUUAGCACUUAUUUGAUAUACUUGUACAAAAAAGAAAAAAUGAUUUCAGAAUUUGCAGGAAUAACUGCAGCAUUGCUCUGCAGUGAAGGUGAAGAAGCUGUAAAAUGAGACAGAGGAGGAGGGAGGGAUGGUGAGCUCAGGUUUAGGCAGGGUGAGUGUUUCCCCGCAGCCGGGGACAGGUGUAAUGCACCCAUCUCUCCUUUCAUCACUGGAAAAGAAACACAGAGCUGCUUGCUGAUUUAUAUUUUACAUAUAGAUAUAUGCCUAUAUGUAUGAUUAAAUAUUAGGAACAAAUUCUUCCCUGUGAGGGUGCUGAGGCGCUGGCACAGGGUGCCCAGAGAAGCUGUGGCUGCCCCAUCCCUGGCAGUGUUCAAGGCCAGGUUGGACACAGGGGCUUGGAGCAACCUGCUCUAGUGGAAGGUGUCCCUGCCUGUGGCAGGGGUUGGGACUGGGUGAGCUUUAAGGUCCCUUCCACCCAAACCAGUCUGGGAUUCUAUGAUUUGAGUUUGGCAGCGUUUGAGUGUUACUGAAUUCAAGGAUUGGGAGAAACCCAACAACAACAUAAAAAUAAGAUAAAACCUAAAUGAAAGAUAAACCUAAAAAGCAGGUUUUUGCUCGAAAUCUGACCAUAGGCCAGGAGAUGAAAACUGGUAUGAAGUUAUCUGUUAUGCAUCAAGUGAGAUGCAUCAGAUCCAGGGGUCUAGGAGGUUUCAAGACGUCUAUUUCAAUUCUGCGAUGUGUCAGAGAUGCUGGAGACAUCUUGGUUUUAGGUUCGCUGUGUGCAGGACCCAGCAUUCACACAGCUACCGGGUGUGUGGGGUAACCGCAGUGCGAUGGCGAUUUCAUCAGGACACCCUGGGACAGUGUCCCUGCGCCAGCCUCGGGCUGUGGCGAGGCGAUCCCCGCACCCGGGGCCGCCUGAGGCGCUCGCCCCUGGGCAGUGCCGGACCCCAGCCCGGGGGCUGCGAGGCGCUCCGGGAUGGGUUUCCACGCGAGCCCGCUGCUCCCCGGCCCGCACAGGCCGCGGUUGCCCGGGCGACCAUGGCGGGGCGGGGAGCGACCCGGGCGGAAGCAGUCGUGGUGCCCGUCCGGGUCGGCAUGGCGGCGGGAUGCCGCUGGUGGUGCUGUGCGGGCGGCGGGGCAGCGGGAAGAGCCGGCGUGCCGCGGAGCUGCGGGCGGCGCUGGGCGGGCCGGAGCGGCAGGCGCACGUCGUGGCCGAGGCGGAGGGCGGCCGGUCGGCGCUGCGGGCCGAGGUGGAGCGGCUGCUGAGCCGGCGGGACGUGGUGAUCGUGGACGCGGGUAACGAGCUGCGGAGCAUCCGCUACGAGCUGUACUGCGCGGCGCGGCAGGCGGGCACGGCGCGCUGCCUCCUGCACUGCGCCGGCGGCCCGGGCGGCCCCGACGAGCCGCCCUUCGAAGCUCCCGACCCGCAGAACCGCUGGGACCGGCCGCUGUUCACGGUGCACGGGGAGGAGCCGCUGCCGCUGGCCGCCAUCCGCGCAGCCCUUUUCGACAGCGCCCCGCCGCCGCCGCACCGCGCCACCCGCACCCAGCCCCUGCAGUCCUCCAGCUUCCUCCACCAGCUCGACCGUGUCACCCAGGAGGUGCUGGCCGCCGUCAUGGACGCCCAGAGGAGUGGGGCGCAGCCCGGGGAGCUGGUCCGUGUCCCCGGUGUCGCCGAAGGGCUGGUGCUGAGCCGGCCCGUGAGCAUGGCCGAGCUGAGCCGGCUGCGGAGGCAGUUCAUCAGCUACACCAAGAUGCAGCCCAGGGAUGAAAACUUGCCCCAGUUGGCCGGCAUGUUCCUGCAGUACCUGAGCCGCAGCAUCCAGUGAGCCUGCCAUCUGUGCCGUGGUCUGGUCACGCAGGCUUCCAGCCACAGGUCCCUCAGAGCCUGGGCCCCAUCUAUCGCAUCAGCAGCUCUGGGGAGAUGGAUGAUGCCCAGUCCCUGCAGCAAGAUGUACUGCUAAGAGAAUCCCUUUAGGAAUUUAGGUCCCCCAUCCCUUUGUAUUCUCCCCACUUGCAUCUUUCAAAAAGGAGAGCUACUGUUGCAUCCCCAAGCAAGUGAAGUCUCCUAUGGAGAUGUAAACCCCAGUGAUCAAAUAGCAUCUGAACAUGGAAGCCCAGAAGGUGGUGACCAUAGGGAAGACUUUUCCGCUGUGUAUUAGCAUGUGUAUGUCUUGAAUAAGAAGAUUGUUUUUCCAAGGGUGUCUCCAGAUGAUGUCAAACUGCAGAAGAGACUUCAGAUCUAGAACAGGCUGUGUUUUUAGGAUGUGACUGUAUCAAGAAAUCCCACUGAACCCAAGAGAUAGAUUUGCAGACUCUGCACUACAGAAUGGUGCUGUCUCAGUAAACUCAGACCUCUCUGUUUCAGGUUUAACAAUAAAAUGUGUGCCUUAAAUGGAGUAAAGUCUUAAUUUGCCUGUGGGACUAUUUCAUUGAAAUAACCUGCUAUGUCUUUUCUCUGCAAGGUCAUCAUUAAACACCUUUAAAAUGCUAAUUAUCAAGAAUGAGUGCUCUUGUAGGAAAAAUGUGCUAAAGUGACUGUGUUCUGGGUGAAACUCUCCCGUAAGUCUGUACCAGCUGUGAUAGGUGACUUAGUUUUGUGCUUAGUUUCAAAUAAUUCCGGUCUUUGCUGUACCACAUACAGAGCUUAUACAAACUUGUCACUCUCUGGUGGAUGCUUCACCAUUUUAAUAAAUUGUGGUUGUUGGUUGUCAUGGCA